CUUUGUUGUUUCCUCUUUCAACAGGUCAAAUGGAUGAUGUACUGGAUUAUAUUUGCACUUUUCACCACAGCAGAGACAUUCACGGACAUCUUCCUUUGUUGGUUUCCAUUCUAUUAUGAACUAAAAAUAGCGUUUGUAGCCUGGCUGCUGUCUCCCUACACAAAAGGCUCCAGCCUCCUGUACCGGAAGUUUGUACAUCCCACGCUGUCUUCAAAAGAAAAGGAAAUCGAUGAUUGCCUGGUCCAAGCGAAAGACCGAAGUUACGAUGCCCUUGUGCACUUCGGGAAGCGGGGCUUGAACGUGGCAGCCACGGCGGCUGUGAUGGCUGCUUCCAAGGGACAGGGUGCCUUAUCGGAGAGACUCCGGAGCUUCAGCAUGCAGGACCUCACCACCAUCAGGGGAGACGGCGCCCCUGCUCCCUCGGGCCCCCCGCCACCGGGCUCUGGGCGGGCCAGCGGCAAACACGGCCAGCCUAAGAUGUCCAGGAGUGCUUCUGAGAGCGCUGGCAGCUCAGUGUGUACCUGCUGCUCCACCUGCAGGACCCGGAAAGUGGUUGAGGGAGAUGUGCAUGAGGGUGGUAUGAAAGCAUGGGAGCCUCACCAGGUCCAAAAACCAUUGGCGUUUUCUGACGAGGAGGAGGAAGACCUGCUGGAUUUCAUGUACAAGUAUAAGGCACCUCGGAGGACGGAUUUGCCCCUGGAGGCACCUCCUAGAAUCCCUCGAUCUCGCUUCAGGAAGAAAAGUACCUCAUCCUCGGCCACAGAAACCACGUGAGUGAGAUGAGCCAACAGCACCGGAUCCACAGAAUGUUUCUUCUCUGCCUUAAAGAGCUAUUCACUAAUAACAUAGAAAUCCGCAAGUUGGGUGUGCUUUGAGUGUGCAGCCUCACAGACAUAGCCUUUUCUCUCUCCCCUCUUCCACUUUUAAGAAUUUUUCCCCCUUUCUUUUAUUUUGUUGAGGAGAGGCUAAAGGAAAAGGUAGUGGGGGGGGUGCCCUUUAAGUCUUCUGAGGUUAGUAAUUUUCCACAAUUGGAUUGUCAUUAUAGACAGCAGUGUGUUUUCAGAAAUAUAAGAGAAUCACCCUUAUGCUGCUGAGAUGUACAUUUGUAAUUUAUCUGUUGCAUACUUAGUUUUUAGUCCUGUAAAUGCAAUUUUUUAAAACGUUUUUUGUUCUUGCUACUAAUACUUUGAACUAUGAUGUACAUAUUUAUGGCUUUUGGCUUAAUAUAAUGGACUUGCAAGGGCUGCCAGAGGUUCUGAUAUGUAAGAAAACUGCAAAACCAGAAAUAUAUAAAAAUAUUUGAUUCUAGAGAACGUCUCAGAUGUGCUUAUAAAGCUUCCAAAUACAACUCCAGUAACACAUCCCUUUUCCUGCUGGAAGAUGCUCCAUAUUCUUCAGAUAGUUGUUUAGUCAAAAAACCAGAGAAGUUAGGAAUGAAGUUAGCUGAGUGUGAUGAUAGGUUGGGGAAACACCUAGGUAAGUCACAGGAAGCUCAUCUCCUUUGAUUCAGGAUUAGGAGCUUCUGAAUCCUUUCUAUGGAUUUAAUGUUGCCUUAGGCAGGCGGCUUACCCUUGACCAAACUUCUUGGGGAUGGGGACUUUCAGAGCUGUUGGAGGAAUAAUUUUGUUUCAAAAGUAUGUGGCAAAUGAUUAUUUCUCCUUCAUAGUGACCAGUGCUGUGACUAGCUUCCCCAGGUAGAGGAGCCUACAAUCUAAGCACUUUGUUUUAGAGACCACUAAGCAAAAACAAAGAAAAAACACAAAAAAAACACAGAGAACUCUGCCAUUUCAGAUAUGCUAUGAAAUACAUCUGAGAUAUACAUGUGUAACAACCAAAAUUGUGCAGCCUAGGAUGGUUCUAGAGGUUGAGAUCUUUAUGGCUAAGACUUUGCUUAGAUCCAUGGGCAGCUGUGGUUCACACCUGUUCCUUGCUGACCUGUGCAGAAUGUGAAUGGGGACGGACUCACACCCAUGGGCACUGUAGGUCUUAUGGGGUGUCUUACACAGUCCGGAUUGCUUAGUAGGGGAAUAAAGCACUGUCUGAGGGGUCUGCCUACUUAGGUUGACAAUUUCCUUUGAAAAGAAUCUGGUUUAAAUGGUGCUGUGGUCUGAGGUAGCUGUUCUCCCCUCUGACAGCUGAAAUAUAAGAAUAGUGUAUUUGUGCUUAGAGUUGGUGUUUUCUUUCAGUGUAAUGCAUGCAGUGGUCACAACCCAGUUACUUCUAGUAUUUGGAUCGUGUUUGUUUGUAGAUAUGCCCUGAAGACUAGAGAAUUAGUGUUUUAUACCACACAGAACUUAAUGUCAACAAACUGUAAACAGGCCCAAUUAAAAACUGGUCCAUUACUGAGCGAUACAUACUAUCAGUGGCCUUUGCUGAUGACACAUUAGCUAGCUCUUAGCCACCUCAGAAAGAGUUUUAUUUAAAGUUGAUUGCUGCCAGAUAUGCAUAUUGAAAUCCUUUCUUCCCACAGUUCCUCCGAAGGUGAUUUUGUAAUUUACAACAGGAUAUGGGAAAUAAGCCUAAAAGCAAAUCUGUGGCUGAGACAGCAAACUGAGGCUGUCUCAUUGUCUGUGCCCCUCCAACACCAAUUCCUAAACCUUUGAAGGGAGACAGAAAAUCUGUUUUCUUUAAGCUCACUGAAUAGUUCUAGACAGAGGAAUAAUAAACUUUUUAAAAUGUAUUUACCUGUUAGUUGGAAGUACCCAGAAUUCUCAGAAACAAGUGCAAAAAAGCUUAAGCAGCUUCAUAGCAACUUUUUGCCAAAAUAAUAAAUGCCGUUAGCAGCAGAGUUUAAAAUCCUAUUGUGAACAGCUACAUUUUCAUUUUACAAUGGAAAGUUAUAAUAAGUACAGGCUAUCAAGUUUGCACUCAACUAUGCCAAAAAAAGUUUGAAGCACUCUACUCUCAGACAUGUGUAUUAUUAAUCUCAUUCAAGGUUAAAAAAUAUAAAGCUAUCCAAACACUGUCUUAAUGUACAUGUAACUAUUUUUCCUUCAAGUGUUGAGCAGGGAGUUGGUUUCUCUCUUAAAGACACUCACUGUACAACUGCAAGCAGCUGUCAUACUUCUGGCAAAAUGUGUUUACUUAUCUGACAAGCUGUAUAUUUGUGUAUGAACUGACAUAAAAUGUGAAUACCUGUAAGUGUACAUGUAGUUGUGUGGUGUUGUCUAGAGGAUACAACUGAAUGUUUUUAAUUUGCUGACUUACAGACACUGACUGUUUACAAAAUGCUAGCUUGAAAGUCUGUAAUUUUUACGUCCUAACUUUUAGUUAAUUGCCAUUGAGCACCCUUUCUGGUUCUGAGGAGGUGAGACAUGGUCGUGUGCUUAUAAACUGAAGAGUUUAGUCAUAAUCCCUCCUGGCUUUGUGUGAAUAGCUUGCUCACUUCACUGGCCUUUGAAACGUGUGUUCUCCGUAGUAAAGUGUCCAUGUGUUUGUGAUAAGAGUGCUUGUCCACCGUGACCUUCAUCGAGCCUUCCUAGUCCUUCACCCGGCACAGUAUUUGAAAUGGCAAGGAUGUGCUUCAUUCUCUAACAGCAUACAAAGUGCUGACAUUCUGGAUCGUGACUGUGCACAUUUCCUCUAGUUUCUUUCUGUAGUCCCUAUAGAACGAUCUGUAAUAAAAUAGUAUACUGGACUGUGCAUCAAAGGGAUGUAAAAUUACAGUAUUCCAAAGGUUGCAGUUCUGCUGUUUUGUUAUAAUGCCUGAUAUACAUCUUGAAUAAAGUCUUAACAUUUUUCUUUUAAAAAAAA
Molecule: messenger RNA, 3753 nt
Organism: Microcebus murinus (gray mouse lemur)
Lineage: Eukaryota; Metazoa; Chordata; Mammalia; Primates; Cheirogaleidae
Source: RefSeq, a predicted model, not a curated record